Mizuhopecten yessoensis (Yesso scallop) is the source of this 6564-nucleotide messenger RNA. Its product is annotated as ubiquitin carboxyl-terminal hydrolase 15-like. Gene Ontology annotation, molecular function: cysteine-type deubiquitinase activity. Gene Ontology annotation, biological process: protein deubiquitination. The transcript is spliced from 23 exons. The coding region runs from base 6 to 2930 and encodes 974 amino acids. The record is from RefSeq and is a predicted model, not a curated record. Lineage: Eukaryota; Metazoa; Mollusca; Bivalvia; Pectinida; Pectinidae.
CUAAAAUGGCCGAAGGUGGUGUAGUCGAGAUGUCGGAAGACACCGAAAAAAUCCCCGAUUGUGCUAAACAAAAGUCAGAAAUCGCAAGUUUGAUGAAGAAAACUCUCAAGAAAGGAGACACUUGGUACCUGUUGGACACUAAGUGGUACAAACAGUGGAAGAAGUAUGUCGGGUAUGAUAGCUGGGACUCGUUCAGUGUCGGAGAACAGAAUUCGCACCCAGGACCAAUGGACAACUGUCCACUUGUCAAAGAGGAGGAAGGGGGUCUGAAACCACAUCUGAUAGAGGAGCUGGACUACAUGCUUCUACCAGAGGAGGCUUGGGACAAAAUGCUUGCCUGGUAUGGUUUAGCAAAGGAACAGGAAUCCAUAUGUCGUGGUGUUAUUGAGCAGGGAACAUUUGUAAAACACUUCAAGGUGGAGGUGUACCUGCUGGAUGUAAAACUGUGUCGGAACUCUGACCUGGAAACUGUGAUAACCAAACAAUUUAGUAGAGUCGCUACAAUAGAAAAUAUUGAGAAGGAAAUGAGAAAUACGUUUGAAAUCCCGGAGGAGAAGGAAGUGAGGUUAUGGAAUAAGUACAUGGCCAGUACAUAUGAGCAUCUAAACAAACCGGAGCACACACUACAGGAAGCUGGACUCUACACAGGACAGACGAUUGUGAUAGAGGAGAAGAAUGAAGAUGGGACUUGGCCAAGACAGGCUAAAAGUACCAGUACUUACACGUCAACCUCUACUAGUACAAACUCGAGAUCCAAUAGUGUAGGGAGUUCCAGUCAUGAGUCGAGUUCUGGCUACGGUGGGAGUGGAGGGACCUCAUACAACAGUUAUUACAACAGCUCCAGUAGCUACGAACCAGGGCGGGGCCAUGCCACCCCAGGGCUGUGUGGGCUAGCCAAUUUAGGCAACACUUGCUUCAUGAACUCUGCCCUACAGUGUAUGAGUAAUGUGCCUAUGCUGACCCAGUACUUUCUCAAUGAUGAAUGGGUGGAUGAAGUGAAUGAGGACAAUCCUCUGGGCAUGAGAGGUGAAAUUGCUCGUUCAUUUGCAGAGCUUGUCAAAACACUCUGGUCUGGCAAGUACAGCUACACAGCUCCACGGAACUUCAAGUACGCAGUGGGCAGAUUUGCGCCGCAGUUCUCUGGUUUCCAACAACAGGACUCACAAGAGCUGAUGGCAUUUCUACUGGAUGGCCUUCACGAAGACCUGAACAGGAUCCGUCAAAAACCCUAUAUAGAGAUGAAAGACAAUGACGAGCGGCCAGAUACGGAUGUAGCGAAGGAAUCGUGGGAAAACUACAGGAAGAGGAACGAUUCUGUGAUAGUAGAUACUUUUCACGGACUUCUAAAGUCCACUGUACAUUGUCCUGAGUGUGCUAAAAUUUCUGUAACUUUUGACCCCUUCUGUUACCUCUCUUUACCACUCCCAAUCAAAAAGGAGCGACAGCUGGAAGUGUUCUGGGUCCCUCUUAACCCCCAGAAGAAACCUGUACAGUUCAAACUAACCGUGCCAAAAAUGGGAACUGUACUGGAUUUGUGCAAUGCACUAUCAAAUCAUGUGCAGGCUGAUCCAGACAAAAUGGCAGUAACAGAUGUGUAUAGUCAUAGGUUCCAUAAAGUUUUCUCUCAUGAUGACACGCUCAACAAUAUACUAGACAGGGAUGAUAUAUUUGUAUAUGAAGUCCCUGUAGCUUGGGAUGACCCAGACACGGUCAUUGUGCCCAUAUACAUGAGAGAGAAGAGAGUGAAGAACCAGUAUUCUAGUUACCAGAUGUCUACGUACCAGCUGUUCGGUCAGCCCCUCCUCCUUCCUGUCCCACGACGGGAAUGCACCUACCAGGUCCUGUACAACCAGCUCCUACAGAGGGUCUCGCGGUAUGUGAAGGUUCCAGAGAAUGCAGGUAGUUGGUGGAAGGACGAGGAGGAGCAGGACGGACAAAUGUCAGACUGUAACAAAGGAAAGGAUAACAAACAAGUCAACAGUGAUGAGGAGAUCACAAAAGAAAAUGGGAUGGCUGUGGAAAACAAACAGAAGCAAGUCAAUGGAGAAGCUAAUGAAAUGGAAAUAUCUGCUGCGAAUGGGAACAAAGAAAGUGAAACGGAUGAUAAACAAACAAUUAGCAGUGAAAACACAGACACAAGUGCUGUUGCUAACAUAGAACCACCGCCAUUGUUUAAAUUUAGGAUGGUAAAUUCUUAUGGAAGUGCAGAAAUAGACCACAAAUUGAAAAAUGACGGAAAUCCUCUACGUUUGCAUAAUCGUACACAUAUAGCCGUGGACUGGCACCCUCUAGCAAAGGACAAAUUCUAUGAUGAACAGGCAGCAGAGGACUUGGAGCAGCAUGAGUCUGUGAAACAGAGGCUGCAGAGGAAACAGGUGCUACAACUGGACGACUGUCUGGAGCUCUUUACACGUAUUGAACAGCUGGGUGAAAAUGACCUCUGGUAUUGUCCACAAUGUAAAAAGCACCAACAAGCUACAAAGAAAUUUGACCUGUGGUCAUUGCCAGAUGUGCUCAUCAUUCACCUGAAGAGGUUCUCCUACAACCGUUACUACCGUGACAAGAUUGACACGCUCAUUGAGUUCCCUUACAACGGGUUAAAUCUGAAAAAAUACAUAAUCAACAAAGAUGAUGGGACCAUGACCUACGACCUGAUCGCGGUCACCAAUCAUUAUGGAGGAUUGGGCGGUGGUCACUACACAGCCUAUGGGAAAAGUGUAGAUGAUAAUGAGUGGCACUAUUUUGACGAUUCCAGUGUGUCGUCCGCCUCGGAGGAGGAUGUUACGUCUAAGGCUGCCUACGUCCUUGUGUAUCAGAAGCAAGGGACAAACCCCAAACCAGCCAAGUGUAAUAGGACUUCUCACGCUGCUGGAGGGGCCAUGGAAAACAGCAUCAACAGUCUCAGUGAUGAGGAGAUGGAAACCACAUAGAACAUUGCUUUACCUUGAAGGUGUUGACCUUGGGAUUUGACCUUAAAAGGUGACCUUGACAUUUGAUCUAGGGAUGCAAAUGAUAGGGUUGACCUUGGAUGUGAUAGGAUACUAGUGUCCACAGUUGUACAAAAAGGAACUGAGAAACCAACAUGGACAAAAAAGGGAGUACACAACAUUGACAGGCAGCACAGACAAUAUCCCUGUGAGUGGAAGUCGUACAGCGGGUUGGUUGUUCUUACAUAGACUUUAUAAAGACAAUAAGUGAGGAAACAUAGUGUUCCACCCUAGCCUGAUUAAUGGAGCUGAUGUGUGUUACAGGUGUGUGAUCAGAAUAAAGAGUGGUGUUUACUUCUAUUGAACUAUAGAAUGUUGUAUUUCAUAGAUUCUGUGCCCAUACAGAUGGGACUAACAACAGGUUCCCACUGUGUGAUUAGGAUGAUUGAAAUACCUUGUAAUAGAGAGUUCCACAUGCAAGCAGGUCAUGUAUAUCCUCAAUAAAUAUUUGAUCCACUUUAAAAAUGUUCACCUGUUCAGUUUUUAUGAGGACAGUCCAUGUGUGUCUUGGUGAAUAUAACAUGUAUCUGUCCUAUUAAGUGCAGCCAUUGUCUUUUCUGGCAAGACUGUGUCUGUCCUAUUGAGGACAACCCUAGUUUGUCCUACUUUGUUUCCUUCUGAAGACAACCCUUACAUGUCCUGCUGUGGCAAGUCUGGCCUAGUAAGGACAACCUUAAAUGUCCUACUGUGGCAAGUCUGGCCUAGUAAAGACAUCCUUAAAUGUCCUACUGUGGCAAGUCUGGCCUAGUAAGGACAACCUUAAAUGUCCUACUGUGGCAAGUCUGGCCUAGUAAGGACAACCCUUACGUGUCCCACUGUGUCUAGCCUGUAUCUGCCCUUUUGAAAACCAGUGUUGCCCUUUGUUAUGUACCGAGUGGGGUAAACAGAUAUAUGCUAAAAGAGUGUUGAUAUGUUGACUGAUGUACUAGAAAUUAUAUAGUUAUUCCAUGUUUUACUUGUGGAUAGAACACCUUCAUGUACUCUGUAUUAUAUACAAUAAGUUUAUGUAUUGUGUAAAUAUGUUGGAUCCUAUGUACAUAUUUGAAUAAACACUUGAUUGUAUCAUAUUGGUACAUGUAUGGGGUGGUAACCAAUAAAAUUGAAGUUACUUAUCAUUUUCUUAUGACAAUUCCUUAUAAUAAUUGAGCAUUUCAGAAUUAACCAUAUUGGAGGGCUUGGAGGCACUUUUUAGAGGCCCCGCAUGCCAUUGAAUAUCAGAACUGAUUUAUAUUAAGAAUGGUGGGCAGAUUUUGAACUAACCCCAUUGUUAUUUAGUGAUACAAGUGAUGCUGACCUCCCUGCUAUUGUUAUUUAGUGAUACAGGUGAUACUGACCUCCCUACUAUUGUUAUUUAGUGAUACAGGUGAUGCUGACCUCCCUGCUAUUGUUAUUUAGUGAUACAGGUGAUACUGACCUCCCUGCUAUUGUUAUUUAGUGAUACAGGUGAUGCUGACCUCCCUGCUAUUGUUAUUUAGUGAUACAGGUGAUGCUGACCUCCCUGCUAUUGUUAUUUAGUGAUACAGGUGAUGCUGACCUCCCUGCUAUUGUUAUUUAGUGAUACAGGUGAUGCUGACCUCCCUGCUAUUGUUAUUUAGUGAUACAGGUGAUGCUGACCUCCCUGCUAUUGUUAUUUAGUGAUACAGGUGAUGCUGACCUCCCUGCUAUUGUUAUUUAGUGAUACAGGUGAUGCUGACCUCCCUGCUAUUGUUAUUUAGUGAUACAGGUGAUGCUGACCUCCCUGCUAUUGUUAUUUAGUGAUACAGGUGAUGCUGACCUCCCUGCUAUUGUUAUUUAGUGAUACAGGUGAUGCUGACCUCCCUGCUAUUGUUAUUUAGUGAUACAGGUGAUGCUGACCUCCCUGCUAUUGUUAUUUAGUGAUACAGGUGAUGCUGACCUCCCUGCUAUUGUUAUUUAGUGAUACAGGUGAUGCUGACCUCCCUGCUAUUGUUAUUUAGUGAUACAGGUGAUGCUGACCUCCCUGCUAUUGUUAUUUAGUGAUACAGGUGAUGCUGACCUCCCUGCUAUUGUUAUUUAGUGAUACAGGUGAUGCUGACCUCCCUGCUAUUGUUAUUUAGUGAUACAGGUGAUGCUGACCUCCCUGCUAUUGUUAUUUAGUGAUACAGGUGAUGCUGACCUCCCUGCUAUUGUUAUUUAGUGAUACAGGUGAUGCUGACCUCCCUGCUAUUGUUAUUUAGUGAUACAGGUGAUGCUGACCUCCCUGCUAUUGUUAUUUAGUGAUACAGGUGAUGCUGACCUCCCUGCUAUUGUUAUUUAGUGAUACAGGUGAUGCUGACCUCCCUGCUAUUGUUAUUUAGUGAUACAGGUGAUGCUGACCUCCCUGCUAUUGUUAUUUAGUGAUACAGGUGAUGCUGACCUCCCUGCUAUUGUUAUUUAGUGAUACAGGUGAUGCUGACCUCCCUGCUAUUGUUAUUUAGUGAUACAGGUGAUGCUGACCUCCCUGCUAUUGUUAUUUAGUGAUACAGGUGAUGCUGACCUCCCUGCUAUUGUUAUUUAGUGAUACAGGUGAUGCUGACCUCCCUGCUAUUGUUAUUUAGUGAUACAGGUGAUACUGACCUCCCUACUAUUGUUAUUUAGUGAUACAGGUGAUGCUGACCUCCCUGCUAUUGCUUAUACUUAAAUAUCCCUUACUGUCAUACUCUUGUUUUUCAAAAUGAUGUCCAUUUAAAAUGUGGAGGUUUUCGUUCAAAGAGGAUGAAAACAAGUUUGCCCCAAUAUUAUAACAUAAUCAUCAAACCUAAACAAUGCGGUCAGAAACUCUAGGUUAGAUGUUAAUACCAGGAAUUAUAUAGGGUUAAAUCAGUUUGACAGAUUUGAUCAGUGUAUGAAUUAAAGUUGUAUACAGGGCAAAUGUUUACCAGUAUAACCUGAUAGGUAAGUUAUGAUAGCUGUCUUGAAUAGACAUAGAAGUUUGUAAAGAUGGUAUGUACCCUUUAUAAUGAGGUCUGUAUAGACAGCAAUAAGUCAGUUACAGACAAGGUGUGACCUCUACGGAAACAAAACUGUUCCUUACAACACUAGCUGGAUAGAGGAACAGCUGAAAUAGUGGAGGCUGGAUAAAUGUGGUUUUGUUGUAUGUAGGGUGACGAUCCGUGGAGGCUGGAUUAACGUGGUUUUGUUGUAUGGAGGCUAAAGAUUGGUUAAUCCUACAAGUUUGUAUGUAUGUCGGGUCACUCAUCUGUUGGGGUUAUACUGUGUCUGUGACUGUCUGCUUGUUGGGGUUAUACUGUGUCUGUGACUGUCUGCUUGUUGGGGUUAUACCGUGUCUGUGACUGUCUGCUUGUUGGGGUUAUACUGUGUCAGUGACUGUCUGCUUGUUACAUUUAAUUUAUUAAUAUUUGUUUUCUGACAGUGGUUUGUAUUUUUGUUUUCAUCAAUAAAAGACAGAUCUGCCAUUAUUUAGACGCCACAUGAAAUAAUAACAUGCCAGAUAAGAAACAGUUGAAUCCGGUUAGUUCAGAGAAUAUUUUUCAAUCAAAGUCCGUUGUAACUGAGUUCAGAUUAGUACACUUCCCAGGAUUAACAACAGUACUGGAUUGCUAAUACAGGCUCUGUAUCA